AUGCCCGCAUCAAAGGGGAUCUGGGACCAUAAGAAGGACAAGCAGCUUCUAAUCGCAAUCGACGAUACCAAGCCAGGCGUGGAUUGGUCGGCCGUUAGCAAGAAGAUGGACUGCUCAUACAGCGCGUUGAGAAAUCACUUGGGACGGGUCCGCAAAGAGCUGGAAAAUGAAGAGAACGAAGCCAGUCCGCAGAAAACCAAUUCCAAGAAGGCUGCUCCGAAUAAGGCUGCUCCAAAGCAGACCAUGACCAAGGCUAGCAAGGUCGAAAAGUCCGACAACGAGGCUUCUGCCGAAGAGAGCGAGAAUGAGUAG
This is a messenger RNA of Penicillium soppii, 312 nucleotides long. RefSeq lists its product as uncharacterized. The coding region runs from base 1 to 312 and encodes 103 amino acids. The transcript has 3 exons. NCBI's taxonomy places the organism in Eukaryota, Fungi, Ascomycota, Eurotiomycetes, Eurotiales, Aspergillaceae. The record is from RefSeq and is a predicted model, not a curated record.